UAUAUAUACACACGAAACACUUUCAAACACCCCUUCCCCUCCUCCGGUCCACUCAACGGGGCCAAAAAAAACACAUACACACAGUCCUUGCUUUCUCACUGGAACCUUUUAUAUCACUCUCCGUUCAACUUUCUCUCUUCUCCGACCACUCUCCGGCGACUUCACUUUUCACGCCAAUCAAAGGCUCAAACUUCAUCUAAAAUUCCAUCAAAUUUCACUCAAAACUCUCGUUGAUAGAACAUUUACUACUUUGAAUGCGAAGCAAUUUGCUGUUAUCUUCCCUUUCAACGGACUCUCCGGCGAGUUUUGAGUUGUUCCGGUGAGUCUCCAGUGACGCUGACUGUUUUUGGUAGUUUUAUGUGAUGAUUUUGAAAGUUUUUCGGUCUAUUUUCGUAUGCUAGGGGUUUCGCAGUAUUGUUUAAACAUAGAGAGAGAAAAUUUUGGAGAGAGAGAGUGAUUGGUGGCGUUUCUGAUGCUACUACUGACUCAAAUCCCUAAGCCCUUUUCAACAAAAAGCGAAGAGAGAGACUAUUUCAGAGAGAGAAAGUUUUAGCUUUGAAUCAACACUUCCUUUCGAGUUUUGGAGGUAGGGCUUUGAAGAGCUCCACUAAAGCUUGAGAUUAGUAUUGUGAUGCAGAGUAAAAAUUCAUUUGAGAAGAAGUGAUUACGGGAGAGAUGAUGGAACACAAAAGGAGCCCCGUCUCUGUUGAUCAAGGCAGUCUCACUUCUCUUGCACCUAAACGACACAAGGCCAAUAUGUCCAUCUCUUCCAAGGAGAGAAAAGAGAAGGUUGGCGAACGAAUAACAGCUCUUCAACAGAUUGUUUCACCAUAUGGGAAGACAGAUACGGCUUCUGUCCUUUUGGAGGCAAUGGAAUAUAUUCAGUUUCUCCAUGAACAAGUGAAGGUGUUGAGUGCUCCAUACAUCCAGAGUACCCCCGCAGCAGAGAUGCAGGAAUUGGAGCCAUACAGCCUUAGAAGCAAAGGCUUAUGUCUUGUGCCAAUUUCAUUGACUUUUGGAGUUGCUAGCAGCAAUGGUGCUGAUAUCUGGACACCCAUCAAGAACAGUUCCCCGAAAUUUUAGAAGGCUAUCUUGCAUGAAACAGUUGCACGAUUCGUCAUUAAGUAACAAAAGGGUUUCGGAUUUGGUAGAUAUGGUUCGUAGAGGGUGGCCAAACUUUUUUCUGAACGCGGAUAUGCUAAUUCCUAACAAAUAUCCAGCAAGGUGCACUUGAUAGGAUUUCAGGUAGGAGCAACUUAUCAAAUUUCUUACGGUGAACUCUUCAGAACGGAACCGGCUGCUGUUUCAAAUCAAUUUGGUUUGAAAAUGGUAAUGAUACAAUAGGUGUAUGUAUUCUAAUAUUUUGGGAAAUCAUAUGUUGAUGGACAUGGAGUUGUCUAAUGACUUCAGCAGUAAAUGUAUUUAGGAAGGGCAGUGUCGUAAUAUGUAUAAAUGGCUGCCUGGUUUAUGAAUCUAGAUUACUGUAAUUGAUCUGUCCCUUUCCCUUAGCCCCUUACAGGGAUAAUAUUCUGUUUGUGUAAGUCAAGAAGAAAAUGAAUGGUACUUGAUUAGAAGAAAA
Cornus florida is the source of this 1579-nucleotide messenger RNA. Its product is annotated as transcription factor bHLH153. Gene Ontology annotation, cellular component: nucleus. Gene Ontology annotation, molecular function: DNA-binding transcription factor activity, RNA polymerase II-specific; protein dimerization activity; RNA polymerase II cis-regulatory region sequence-specific DNA binding. The coding region runs from base 676 to 1083 and encodes 135 amino acids. Gene Ontology annotation, biological process: regulation of transcription by RNA polymerase II. The record is from RefSeq and is a predicted model, not a curated record. The transcript has 6 exons. NCBI's taxonomy places the organism in Eukaryota, Viridiplantae, Streptophyta, Magnoliopsida, Cornales, Cornaceae.